CUCUGUCUCUGUCUCUCUCUCCCUCUGUCUCCCAGGACCUUAUCGUGGACCAGACCAUAGAGAAGGUGUCCUUCUGCGCCCCGGACCGUAACUAUGACAAGGCCUUCUCCUACAUCUGCCGCGACGGCACCACCCGGCGCUGGAAUCUGCCACUGCUUCAUGGCCCUCAAGGACUCAGGGGAGAGGCUGAGCCACGCCGUUGGCUGUGCCUUCGCCGCAUGCCUGGAGAGGAAGCAGCGGCGGAGAAGGAGUGCGGCGUCACGGCCUCCUUCCCUUCGUGCGCGAGGGCUCGUUCCGUGUCGCGUCCUCCUCCUCCUCCGCCUCCUCUGGCCAGCAGGGCGGCGGGCAGCGGCACCGCUGAGCGAGAAGACAUCAUGAAGCUGCAGGAAAAGAAGAAAGACAUGCCCAGUGCCGUCCCGGCCCUGCCUCCCGGCGCGGCCUCCCCCCCCGAGGGCACGGCGUCCCCCCUGGAGCCCGGCGGGCCGCACGCCAUCCCCCGGCGCCACGCGCCCAUUGAGCAGCUGGUGCGGCAGGGCUCCUUCAGGGGCUUCCCGGCGCUCAGCCAGAAGAACUCGCCCUUCAAGAGGCAGUUGUCCCUGAGGCUCAACGACCUGCCCUCCACGCUGCAGCGCAGGACCGACUUCGAAACCCCCGGAGAACUAGAGUUGGACCUGGGUUUGUCUGAUGAGCCCGACUGCAUCAACGCCCUCUGCAGCCAGAUCAACGCCUCCUUCACCAAGCCCCCAGACGAGUACUUCACCCUUCCCGUCAGCUCCUCCAACGGGCUCCCGGCCUGCACCGGGCCCCCCGCCCUGCCCCCCCCACCUGCACCGGUGCAAGCCACCUCUUCCUGGGUGCAGGCGGACCCUCCGCUCCACUCUCCUCCCACCGUUUCCAUGGCGAGGCAGAUGCACAGCGGACACAGGCGCACGCCGUCCGAGGCCGAGCGGUGGCUUGAAGAGGUCGCCAAGGCCGUCCACGCACAGCAACAGACCCCUCCCCCUUCAUCUAUGGCCCCGCCCUCGGUCCCCAUCUUCCCCACCAUCCCCGGCCCGCCCACCAUGUCCAGUCAGUCCAUCUCCAGUCAGGUCGCCAAGUCGUCCGGCCCGGUGUCCUCCGUCUCCAUGUCCCACGGCGGCAUGGCCAACCCCCUGAUGUCCGUCUCAGGACCCUCCCCCAUGCCCCUCCCACCCAUGUCCCUAUCCUCCAUCCCGCUGAUCCCGGGUCCUCCCAUGUCCGGCCCCCCCAUGUCCCUCCCCUCCAUGUCCAUCCCCACCAUGUCCGGCCCCAGCAUGUCCGGGGCCCCCAUGAUGCAGCCCUCCCUCCCCGGGCCCCCAGGGGGCCCCCUCUCGGGCUCCAUGCAGCCCUUCCCGCUGGGCUUCGACCCGGCCCCGGCCCCGGGGGGAAUGUUCUCCGCCCAGCCCGUGCAGCCGGCCUUCGUGCCCAUGCAGAGCUACAUGCCGGGCCUGGCAAGCGGCAUGACCUACCCCAGCGUGCCCGUGGUGGGCAUCACGCCGUCCCAGAUGGUGGCCAAUGUCUUCUGCACGGCCGCCGGCUCGUCAGGCGGCCCCAUGGGCUCGCUGGGCGGGGGGGCCAAGGUGGGCUCGCUCGGAGUGGCGGUCGGCCAUCACCACUCGUACACCGGGGGGCCGGGCGCCAUCGUACACGCCGCGGGCUAUUCCACGCCCACGUUCCCCUCCGGCCAACCGCUGCCCGCCAUGGUGAACGGGCUGCCCGGGCACGGCGCCGCCCCCACCGGCAUGGGCCUGCUGAACGGCAACGCCAGCGGCGGCGGGAACGGCCGAGGCGGAGGCAGCGUCUGGCCCCCGGAGGGGAGCCAGCUCACCGCCCCACCUGGCCGCGUGGUUUCCCAGGAGGCAGACCGCUUCGAGGCCAAGUGGGCGGCGCUGGAGAGCAGGCCAGCGGCGGCGGGCAAGGCGGCGGCGGCGGCGGCGGCCAACCCUUUCUCCAACGAUCUGCAGAAGACAUUUGAGAUCGAGCUCUGAUAUGGAGACACAAGCCUUAGCGCUAUUAGCCUUAGAGUCCACCGAGCGGUAGUUCUGGCGCUUUCUCAUGAAGCAGGAUGCAACCACCCCAUCCCCCAUCCACCGUUCUAGCCUCGCCUCGCCUCCGUCCCGCGAUAGCCUCGCCACUCGCUGACGCCUCACUCCGAGGAGUGGAUGGGGUUAACUCAUUGGAUCGCUCACAUGACCCUCAACGGGUGGCUGAGGCAGCGGCAGAGGAAGUGGGCAGGUUGCUUAGCGCCUGGAUCCCCGGGGGCCGGGCGCUCGUCGGCUGAAACCUGUCCACCGCCUCUCGGCGUUGGCUCGUGUCCGCAGCGCUCACCGCCGCCACGCUCCCACUGGUCCACGCCGCUCAGAUUGAACCGACAUCCCCUUCUAAAGGCUGCAGGCCGCGGGCAGCGUGCAUGGACCCAGGACAUUGGGGACGCCACCUGGUGCAUUCCUGUCCAUUACCUGUCUUCGCCAUUUUCUUCCUUUCUUUUUUUCCUUCCUUCCUGCGUGGGGUAGGGCGUUCUGUAAGCUAGCAGACAGGCCUUUUAUCUGCCGUGGCCACGGAGCAGGGCGAGCGGAGGGGCAGAGAUGGAAGGACUGUCAGCUGAAGAGAUUCAUGGAGAUUUAAACCAAGCACAGCCCAGCGGGCCGCUGAGCGCAGAGGAACCGGCCAAUGGGACGCAGUUGACCCAACAGGAGAGGAUGAAAUCACUUAUAGUGGAAGAGAUCGAUGGCCAAAAGGAUUUUAUUAUUUAUUGAAUUUUAUAGUUAUUAUUAUUAUUAUUAUUAUUAUUUUGAAUUGUAACACGUUAUAGUUAUAUCUCAAGUAUCACUUUUCUAAACAGUGUGACGGGGGCAGCCUGUUUUAUUAAUUGUUCAUUUCUCUCCAUGUAUUUAUUUAGUUGAACUUUAAAGGACGGGAAACAAAUGAGUAGACAGACAAUGGAUGUGAUUUUUGGGGGGGGGGACGACGACGUUAGACAUGAUUCCCACAGGAACCGUGAAUGGAACCAGAUUGCCAAUGAUAACAGGCCAGUAUACCACCGCCUGGCGUUGUGUCACCACACACACACACAAGAUGUGGAGAGUGUAAAUAGAAGCAUGCUUUAUGGCCCAAUAGCUGUCAUGUUAUUCCACUGCAUCCAGAAACAGGUCAGUCCCCCCCAAUGUUCCCCAGGCUAUACAUGGAACCAGAACACAAUACAAACACCACCGCAAGACCCACUGGGAUUGGGUGGGAACACUCCAGACGCCUGGAGAGAUACAAACUCAGUGACUCUCUUUGGUGAGUCCCCGUCCCCCCCCAUGACACUGUGCAAGCGGUUCCUCAAAGACAAUGCACUACAUUCCAGCUGUGAGUGCCCCCCCUCUGCAGGGUCUGGAUACAGGGUUUAGAGCGCGGCCCCCUCCACUGUGACCCGCGCCAGGGGGCCCCCGCGUGGCCCCCGCCGUUAUCAGCAGUGCUUCAAAAACCAAAACAUAACCGGGGGAAUGGGAUGAGCGGUGAGACGGGAGAGAUGGAGAGAGCGGAAAAAUGUAGGAAUAAUAGAGAGAGAGAGAGAGAGAGAGAGAGAGAGAGAGAGAGAGAGAGAGAGAGAGAGAGAGAGAGAGAGAGAGAGAGAGAGAACGGAAGUGAGACAAGCUACAGGAAAAGGCGUGAGUAAGGAAUAUAAAAGGACGAAUGGAUGGAGGAGGAAAUACAAGAGUUUGCUGGGAAAGUGAUGGAGAGGAGCGGAUGGCGGUCGGAGCCAGGAGAGAGAUGUGUGGCAGCGGGGCGAUCAAAGGGGGAACGCUAGCCGCGGAACAAAGACAUGUUCAUCACCUAGCAUACCGCCGGACGUGGACCGCCUUUGACCAGUGGAACAGACCAGCUUUGUGAACGCUCCCCUCUACGCCUACACAUGCAACACACCCGCACACAGAUACACGUACACAUUCAACACACACACAAACGUGCACACGCACACAAACACAAACCUCCAAGUCCAACAUCGCCUCUUUAAAAACCCUGCAUUGAAGAACAGCUCUUUUCACUCAUCUAUCGUAGAGCCACAUAUUACAAGGCUGGAAUCACAUGCAAUGUUAUUUUUUACAGUAUGCUCAACUCCAUAUAUAGCUAAUGUAAACCUCCGACGCGUCAGGGCGUCAGGUGUUUAGACUCGCUGUUCGAGGCAUGAAGGAUGGGUUCCUUUCAGAGGCCACGGUGUUACGAGAGAAUACAAGUAAGACCCUGCGAGAUAGAAAGAAUCUCGGUUCGGAACAGCUUGGUGUGUCACAAAAAAACGCAAAAAAACACAACAAUAACAGGGCUUUUCUGGACUGCCAGAGCAGUCCCAUGGUCUCCAGAGCUUCUAGUACAAAAUGCUAAGAAUCAGACCAUAGCUACAUUAGCAUGGGUUAGCCGAUUCCCCAUGGCCCUUUCAUUCGAUGUAUGGCACAUUGCAUCCCCAGUCAAUUAUGGCAGCAAAUCAGAAGAAGUAAUUGGAAAACAAGGGUUAUAUCCUCAUUGGUUCUCAACAAGAGUAGUCAAAUGACAACAGCAGCUGUCUGUUUCAUAUGGCGACAAUUAGAGUCGUUAUGAAGACACUGUUAUCUCUAAAGGGGAUUCCCAUUGGUCACUUUAAUUCCUUUCCCUCUCUUCCAUUGGGUAAGAGGAGCUCAGUGAUCCCCUUUGAAAAGGGGGACCACGAUCUCCAACAGAUCCAUUCACAUUGACACCACACAGUCUCAAAUGUAUGGGACUCGAUACUGUCCAUCCCAGGGGAUUACGCCUCGGCUGGCUCGAACAAAUCGCUAUUCUCCCUCUCUAGAUCGCUCUAUUUAGGAGGCAAAUCAAUCAAACAAGAAAUUAAUAUUUUAUUUCUUAGAAAUAUUGUUCUUUUUUAUUUGUACUCUUCUGACUCUUUUUUCAUGCCCUCCAAAUUCUAUGUAGGUUAAUUAUGUUAAAGCAUUAAAGCGAAACUAAAUGACCUCAUACACUUGAUUGUAAAACCAUAGGUUAGAGAUGGUAACAAAAACAAACCAGUGGAGUUUAUUUUUAAUCUUUAUUUACAGAUUUUUUGUAUUUAAACCUACAUAUUUGUAUUGUAAUUACAUUGUACAAAAGAUGGAAAUAAAGUAAUAUAAUAUUA
Gadus macrocephalus (Pacific cod) is the source of this 5146-nucleotide messenger RNA. RefSeq names its product NUMB like endocytic adaptor protein (gene numbl). The coding region runs from base 219 to 2006 and encodes 595 amino acids. The transcript is spliced from 5 exons. NCBI's taxonomy places the organism in Eukaryota, Metazoa, Chordata, Actinopteri, Gadiformes, Gadidae. The record is from RefSeq and is a predicted model, not a curated record.